Dothidotthia symphoricarpi CBS 119687 is the source of this 732-nucleotide messenger RNA. RefSeq lists its product as uncharacterized. The coding region runs from base 1 to 732 and encodes 243 amino acids. Lineage: Eukaryota; Fungi; Ascomycota; Dothideomycetes; Pleosporales; Dothidotthiaceae. The transcript has 2 exons. The record is from RefSeq and is a predicted model, not a curated record.
AUGCCUGUCGUCCAUCUACAACUGCAGUUGCUUAGUUUCCUACUCUUGGCCAACUUGGCUUUUGCCGGCCUGUUCAGUUUCAGCAUCCAAGAGAUAAGCGUUGGAGAGACUCGCGGUCGGGGCGAGGACUAUUUGAUCCUAGCCAUCGCAUCCACUACGGGUUCUAGUACUAACAACAAGACUUGGCCGCUCACUGCAGUUGUACAGAACCAGACGAUCAAGUGGACCAACCUCACUCAAGAAAUCCAGGUCCUGCCGGCUAGUGUAUCUAACUUGUCUGUGGCAAUUGGCAUUAUGAACAACCCGGACGAUGAUGCGGCUAGCGCAGUAGAGACAACUAGUCAAUUCUUAGAAAGUAUAGCCGGAGUUGCGGGAAAAGCCCCUGGGAUACUGGGUCUAGCAGCGGAUGUCCUAGGCACGUUCCUCGGCUUCAUUGGCGACUUCUUCGAAGAAUUGCUCGACUGUGCUGGUGCUGUCGUCGUCGGCAACGCCAUCUACACUCCAGAUACCCUCAACAGUCUCAACCAGAAUCAAAAGAUCUGUGACACGAAUGAUUAUUCGUAUUCAGCACCUAAUGUCUGUGGCGGCGGAAACUCGAGUUACACGGUCACGUACUGCCUUGAACGUCUAGACGCCAAAUCUGCGGCGGCAAACUUACUGCCUGGCCUUUUCCUACCCUUGUUUGGCCUUGCGGUCGUAUUGAUUUGCGGAGGUUACGGAUCGUUCUUGUAA